Molecule: messenger RNA, 4046 nt
Organism: Aethina tumida (small hive beetle)
Lineage: Eukaryota; Metazoa; Arthropoda; Insecta; Coleoptera; Nitidulidae
Gene: AP-2alpha
Product: AP-2 complex subunit alpha
Exons: 12
Coding region: 172-2967 (931 amino acids)
Biological process (GO): clathrin-dependent endocytosis; intracellular protein transport
Cellular component (GO): AP-2 adaptor complex; membrane coat
Molecular function (GO): clathrin-cargo adaptor activity
Source: RefSeq, a predicted model, not a curated record
GCCACCUUAUAUCAGAUUUUGUUUCUGUCUUUCGCCAAGUUGAUGUGUAAAUAGGGUGUUUUGCUGUCAAUUAAUUAAAUUUUCUUCGUGAAUUAGUUAGAUAAACUUGUAGUGUUAUUGGUGUUUAAGUAAUAUAGUUUUGUAGUGACCCCUUUGGACUGCCCAAGAGACAUGCCAGCGGUUAGGGGAGAUGGCAUGCGUGGCUUGGCCGUUUUUAUUUCUGAUAUAAGAAAUUGCAAAAGUAAAGAGGCUGAAAUCAAGCGAAUAAACAAAGAAUUAGCCAAUAUACGUAGUAAGUUUAAAGGGGACAAAACUCUAGAUGGAUACCAAAAGAAGAAAUAUGUCUGCAAACUUUUAUUUAUAUUUUUGCUGGGACAUGAUAUUGAUUUUGGACAUAUGGAAGCAGUGAAUUUGUUAUCCUCAAACAAAUACUCUGAGAAGCAAAUAGGAUACUUAUUUAUAUCAGUGCUAGUCAACACUAAUAGUGAACUAAUAAAGUUAAUUAUACAAAGUAUUAAAAAUGAUUUGGCAUCCAGAAAUCCGAUCCACGUCAAUUUGGCACUGCAAUGCAUCGCGAACAUCGGAAGCCGCGAAAUGGCCGAGGCUUUCGGCAACGAUAUCCCAAAACUGCUGGUUUCAGGGGACACCAUGGACGUGGUGAAACAGAGCGCAGCUUUGUGCCUGUUGCGUUUGUUCAGGACGUCGCAGGAGAUAAUACCCGGCGGCGAAUGGACGUCUCGUAUAAUCCAUCUGUUGAACGAUCAACACAUGGGCGUUGUAACCGCCGCCACGAGCUUAAUCGAUGCUCUGGUCAAGAAGAACCCCGAGGAAUACAAGGGAUGCGUCGGCUUGGCCGUAUCUCGGCUCAGUAGAAUCGUGACGGCUAGUUACACCGACUUGCAGGAUUAUACUUAUUACUUCGUACCGGCGCCUUGGCUGUCGGUUAAACUGUUGAGGCUCCUUCAGAAUUAUACCCCACCAGCUGAGGAUCCGGGCGUCAGAGGCAGACUGAACGAAUGCUUGGAAACAAUAUUGAACAAGGCCCAGGAGCCACCCAAGUCCAAAAAAGUGCAGCACUCGAACGCCAAGAACGCGGUUCUCUUCGAAGCCAUCAGUUUGAUAAUCCACAAUGAUAGCGAAGCUAAUCUAUUAGUGCGUGCAUGCAAUCAGUUGGGACAGUUCCUCAGCAAUCGUGAGACGAAUCUGAGAUACUUGGCACUGGAAUCCAUGUGCCAUUUGGCCACGUCGGAAUUCUCCCACGAGGCGGUCAAAAAGCACCAAGAAGUGGUUAUUUUGUCGAUGAAAAUGGAAAAGGAUGUGUCGGUAAGACAACAGGCGGUCGACCUACUGUACGCUAUGUGCGACAAGACCAACGCUGAGGAAAUAGUGCAGGAAAUGCUGAACUACCUGGAAACCGCCGACUAUUCGAUCAGGGAGGAGAUGGUACUCAAAGUGGCCAUCCUCGCCGAGAAGUACGCCACCGACUACACUUGGUACGUCGACGUGAUACUAAACUUAAUCAGAAUAGCCGGAGACUACGUCUCUGAAGAAGUCUGGUACCGCGUCAUCCAGAUCGUCAUCAACCGCGAUGAAGUGCAGGGCUACGCCGCCAAAACGGUGUUUGAGGCCCUCCAAGCUCCCGCAUGCCACGAAAACAUGGUCAAAGUAGGCGGUUACAUCCUCGGGGAGUUCGGAAAUCUCAUCGCCGGCGACCAGAGAUCCUCACCUUCCGUACAAUUCCAAUUGCUCCAUUCGAAAUAUCAUCUGUGCUCACCCAUGACAAGGGCACUGCUGUUGUCUACCUACAUCAAGUUCAUCAAUCUCUUCCCCGAAAUCCGCACCCAAGUGCAGGAGGUGUUCAAGCAGCACAGCAAUCUGAGGUCGGCGGAUGCGGAACUGCAACAAAGGGCCUCCGAAUAUCUACAGCUGAGCAUCAUCGCCAGCCCCGACGUUCUGGCCACCGUCUUGGAGGAAAUGCCGGCGUUCCCCGAGAGGGAGAGCUCCAUUUUGGCCGUUUUGAAGAAGAAGAAGCCGGGACGGGUCCCGGAGAAUGACAUUAAGGAAAACAAGAGCCCAACCCCAGUUGCCAACCAUAACAAUGAGGUUAACAGCACCAGCAACACCGUGUCUGGAGACCUACUGGGAUUGUCCACUCCGCCUACUUCUCAACCUAAUUCUGGAAACACUGGUGUAUUGCUCGAUGUUUUGGGAGACAUUUACAACAACUCCACCAAUAACAGCAACUACACGCAAUACAACCCCAAAAAAUUCAUUUGUAAAAACAACGGAGUACUGUUCGAGAACGACUUGAUACAAAUCGGUGUGAAAAGCGAAUUCCGCAACAAUUUGGGCCGUUUAGGUUUGUUUUACGGCAAUAAAACGAGUGUACCGCUACAGAAUUUCGUACCGAACUUGUUGUGGUCCGACGAGCAAACCAACAAACUGAACAUACAAAUGAAGCCCGUGGAACCUGUUCUCGAAGCCGGUGCUCAGAUACAGCAAAUGAUUAACGCCGAAUGCAUUGACGAUUACACUGAUGCGCCCAGCAUAGUUGUGAGUUUCUUGUACAAUAAUUCUCCCCAGAAAAUCACUAUCAAACUACCGAUUACGCUGAACAAGUUCUUCGAGCCCACCGAAAUGAAUGGCGAGUCCUUCUUUGCCAGGUGGAAGAAUCUUGGAAGUACAAAUCAACAACGAUCUCAAAAAAUCUUCAAGGCAACGGGCCCGAUGGAUCUGGCGGCGGCCCGAGUGAAAAUCAUCGGUUUCGGCAUGCAGUUGUUGGACGGCAUCGACCCCAAUCCGGACAAUUUCGUGUGCGCCGGCAUCAUUCACAUGCGCACCCAACAAGUGGGAUGUCUUCUUCGUCUGGAACCAAACAAAAAUGCUCAGAUGUACAGAUUAACUGUUCGAUCCAGCAAAGAAAGCGUAUCGGUUGAAGUCUGCGAACUUCUGGCCGACCAGUUUUAACUCAUGUAGAUGAUUUAUAAGUAAUGAUAGGAGUGCAUUCCAAUUUAAAAUUUAGUUUAAGCGAACUUAAAAUACCUAAUUUGCACGACCAGAUGUAACGAUAUCAGUAAAAUGCGCUCUUUUAUUUAAUGCUUGUGUAAUUAGAUCGAUGAUGAACAGGGACAAUAUGUGUACGUGUGAUGUUUAGUUAUUUGACAGUAAUAAUAAGACACUUGCUGACUUAUUUUUGAGUUUAUAUUGCUAAGUGUUGUUUAAAUGCUACAUGCAAUUCAAUCUUGGUGUCCCAUAAACGAAGUUCGUUUUGACUAUUAACUAAUUUUAUAGAUGUUAUUCCAGCUAUAUUAACAUCUUCCUCGUUCAAAUCGUGGUUGGACGAACUUUGUUUAAACCGACAUAGUUUAUAUGUAUCAGAAUAAGUAAUCCACUAAAUGGAAGAAGAUCUGCUCUAUUUAUUUAAACUAGAACUACUUAAGAUAAUUUGUAUGAGCCAGUAAGUAUACAAAAUGCUAUUAUGUUAAAUGAAGAAGUAUCAUACUAUCCAAUAUAUCAAUAUAGGUGUAAGCGACAAAAAUAAUGUAUAGUGUCUCUUACGCCUAAAAGGCGAAAAUCCUUGAAUAAGUUUUGCAAUGAACUUUAAAUGACAAUUUAGAUGAAAUACUGUUGAUCAACUUAGUUGUAAGAUCAAAAUACAUAGUCAGUACUCCUAAUUACCAAAACGUUAAUUUUAUUGUUUUAACUAGAAUAUGUUUUACUCCCUAUUAUAAUUGAUAUAAAUAGUAUUAAGCAUGUUAUUAUUUGUAUAUGUUGAUCUUAGUGAGUAUGAUACACAGAGUUAUCGCACACAAUUAUUUGAGAUCAUUAUGUUACAACUGUAACUGACUGAAUUUAGUGAAAACGUGUGUCCAACUUGUAUCAUACGAACUGUUUUGUUUAAACAUCCAAAAAAUUCUAUAUUGUAGUAAUAAAUUGUCUAUAAAUAUUCCAUUUUGUUAGUUAAAUUUAUAAGUUAUUCCUAUUUUUUUAUAUCUUAUUGUGCAUGAUAAAUCAUGUAAAAAUAACAUAUUUGUGUAAUAUAUUAA